Scheffersomyces coipomensis is the source of this 2385-nucleotide messenger RNA. It is a transcript of the gene RCY1, whose product is annotated as Rcy1p. Bases 1 to 2385 code for a protein of 794 amino acids. Gene Ontology annotation, molecular function: protein binding. Gene Ontology annotation, biological process: exocytosis; Golgi to plasma membrane transport. NCBI's taxonomy places the organism in Eukaryota, Fungi, Ascomycota, Pichiomycetes, Serinales, Debaryomycetaceae. The transcript has a single exon. Gene Ontology annotation, cellular component: exocyst; cytoplasm. The record is from RefSeq and is a predicted model, not a curated record.
AUGGCAAAUUUGCUAUGGAAUUCGGACAUUGAUGUGUAUAAUACAGAAGUCAUACCAUUGCUGGUGGCAGAAGGUAUAGCGAAAUACUUGCCGGUGCAAGAUUUGCUUACAUUCGCUCGUGUAUCCAAGAAUACGUAUAAAAGUGUCAAUAAUCCUAAAUUAUGGGUUUCAAAGCUUAAGAGUUUGCAGGUAUGGAAUUCAGCUAUUUCAUUGAAGCAAGAAGACUUGGCAGAUCCAAAAGCAUUAAAUUAUUUGGACAAUCCUUUGCACUGUUUAGAUAAAGUUGUCAAAUCAUCCAAAAUGGCAAAACUCCAAGUUUUAAAGAUACAUCGAAGUCUAUGGCCCUAUUAUAAGGACUUACUUAGUAAUAAACCAUUUGACAGGCUAUUGAUAUUUAAAGACUUUGAGACUCCCGAGGAUCAAGCAAAGAUUUUAUACAAUAUGCUUAUUUUCAAUAAGAUUGACUAUGUUGAUCAGUCUAGAGUAUUAGUACAAGAGAAAGUCAAUUCGCUCUUUGAGAUAUUUGAGAAUGCUGUGUUAAGAGAAAUGGAAAUUCAUUAUGACCUUGAAGAUUAUGAUAAGACGAGACAAUUUGUUUUAAUCCUUAUAAUGUUAAAGAAUGAACAGACUUUAAUUGAUUUUUUCCUUCAAAAGAGUAUAUUUGAUAAAGAAGAAAGUGAUAUUUUCAAUUUAGAAAACUUCAACCCUGACAAAUACUAUACACAAGAAGAAGAUGGAUCAAAAUAUCAUCUUGACGAAGAAGCAUUUCAUACAUUGGUGAAGGAUAUAGCUGAUGUAUUCAAUCAUCAAUCAAAAGUAAUAGACCUAAUCUUCCCUCAAACAGUACCCAUCAUGUAUAAAGUUUGUGAAGAGUUAAUUUCAAAUCAAUUAACUGAGUUAAUGUUAGUUUUAAUAGAAAAUUCAAAAUCUAGGGGAUUAUAUUUAAAUCUUGUACCAUUCAUAUAUCAACAGAUGACUACAUCGUUAAUUGAAUUGUUAAAUGAAUCCCAAAAUAUUGGUGUACUGUAUAAGCAACUUAUUUGUGAAUUGAUCGAUAUGCUGUUUGAAUCAUUCGUGGCUGAGUAUAUCAGGGAAGAAAUGCAAAGCUUCAAGUUAAUCACCAAUGAGAAAAUCAAAGAAUGGAAGGAUUUAAUCUCCAAAAGAGAAGCAGAAACAUCCCAGAAUAUAUGGAAAUUAGUUAAAUCAGAAACUAAAAAUGAUUUUUUAACAAGUUUUAAAAAGGUAUUCACCAUAAGUAACAGUUCAGAUAAAGAAAAAAAAGCUACUGAGGAUGAAAACUACUCAGAGAUUCAAGCUAAAGCUAAGAUCUUAUCAGAGAAUAUAAAGUCGUUGUCAAAGAGCUUUAGUCCGGAGCUUAUCCUUGAAACUUUGAAUGAAGCUAAAAUCACCUUACAUAGACUAUUGAGUUUUAAGAAUUUUUCCAUUGCAUCUUUAAAAAAUGAUAUCUUUACUGCAAUGCAAGAAAUUUUCAUUGAUGUCAUUGAUGAUAUCGGUAACGAACAUUUAAGACCCGGAUUUGAUAAGGCCCUUCAAUACUUGCAGACUUACAAUCCAAAUUCACCAACUUAUACAGAAUCCCAUAACGAAACAUUUGUGGAACCAUUAGUGUUAUUCUGUGAUUUAAUUACUAUGGCUGACUUGAUUAUUCAAAUGAUUGAUAUAUUUUAUAAAGAGGAAAUGAUAAAUAGGCAAAUCAUCAAAAAUGAAAAUUCUAUUUUAAACCCUUCACUUCAAAACAAAAAGAAGUUGGAAGGAUUGGUCGAUAAAUAUGUGGCUGAUGGUUUAAAUAUAGGACUUGAAGUUUUAGUUAAUGAAAUUGAUGCAAUUUACAAGGAAACAUUAACCAAUGAAGACUAUAACCCACCAAGUGAGGAACCAUCCCUUUUCGGGGCCACUGAUGCUGCUCAAAGGGCGGUAAAGAUCUUGGAAUACAAUAUGGAUUUGAUUGUUGACAGUGCUGAUAAGUCUGUCGUUGAAGUCUUCCAUCAAGAAAUUGCAGAAAGAUUCUUUCAAAUCAUUGUUAAAUACUUAAAGAAGAGUACGGUAUCUGUUACAGGAGCAACUAAGUUAAUUUCUGACUUGAACUUAUAUUAUGAAUUCAUUUCUUCACACAUCAAGACCAAUAAAAGAAUGGUUUUACCCUUAUACGAAGCUUUGAAAAAGCUUGGAAAUGUAUAUUUAAUUAGUGGAGAUGAUUCAAAAGCGAUUGGGAAAUUGGUCAGUGAUUUGUCAAAGUUUAACGGGAUUUUUGGUCAAGAAGAGAUUUAUGAAUUCGUCCAACGAAGAGCAGAUUGGCCAGUGAUUAGAAAACAUGUAGAGAAGGUUAUGUAUGGUUUUGGUUUAGGGGAUUGUUCCAUUUGUUAA